Messenger RNA from Aspergillus ibericus CBS 121593, 1470 nucleotides. Its product is annotated as Zn(II)2Cys6 transcription factor. Gene Ontology annotation, molecular function: zinc ion binding; DNA-binding transcription factor activity, RNA polymerase II-specific. Bases 1 to 1470 code for a protein of 489 amino acids. The record is from RefSeq and is a predicted model, not a curated record. Gene Ontology annotation, biological process: regulation of DNA-templated transcription. Lineage: Eukaryota; Fungi; Ascomycota; Eurotiomycetes; Eurotiales; Aspergillaceae. The transcript is spliced from 4 exons.
AUGGCAUCAUCGUCUGCUGGGGAGCUAUCUUCGCGCCUGAACAGAUCUGGUAAACCACGACAGAAGCAGUGGAGGUCCAGGUCCAAAACUGGCUGCAUCACUUGCAGGAUCCGCCGAGUCAAGUGUGAUGAGUCCAAGCCGAGUUGCCAGAAAUGCACAUCCACAGGAAGAAAGUGCGAUGGUUACCAAGAUCCGAGCACCAAGCAGACAUCCUGGCGACGCAGUAGGCGAACAGGGGCCACACCAGCCCAGACACAGGGCAUGAUACAAAUGUUAUCGCCCUGGGAUCUCAUCGGGCACAAGCCAUUGGAGAAUGAAUACUUCAACUACUUCCGCCUCAUUACCACCCCAAGUCUGGUGGGCUUCUUUGACACGGGAAUCUGGUCCUAUAAGUUGCUGCAGGUCUCACAUCACUACCCGGCUCUGUGGCAUGCCAUGGCUGCGCUAGCGUCUCUACACCGGCAUUUCCUCGAGGACGGGGAGCCUAUCACUUCUGUACAGGGCUUUCACUGGCAAGCUUUUACCCAUAUUGGGAGUGCGUUGAUGUUAUGCCAUCACUGGAGCCUUGGGUCUAAGAAGCAUGAAUCCGUGGACAUGUCUGCGCUGGUGAUUCUUUUAGCUCAGCUCGACAGUCAGGCCCGUCCCCUUUAUUUGCUCCAACAAAUGGCCAUUCCCUGGGUCCAGACACGAUUCCUUCUACCUGCAACCGAGAUCUGUUUCACGUCCCUCUCUGAGGCACACGAGUCACUGGAGGUCCAUGUCAAUAAUAUGCUACAGUUCUUUUCUGGCAGCACUGAUCUUGCUGGGGCGGAAAGGCUUGCUAGGAUGGAGAAGUGUCAAGAUGACUUUCGUCAAUGGGAUGCCAGGCUUGCCCAGUAUCUUGCCACAUCCCCUCAUGAUACGGACAAUAAACCCUUGAAAACUUUGUACCUUCGGCGGUUAUACGCUAAGGUGAUGCUGGGUCUGGACCCAGCCAAGGGUGAGCUGGCUCAUGAUGAAUUCACCGACGACUACACAGAGAUGGUCGAGCUAGCUAGCGCGAUCUUGGAAGACCAUGGCAGCUCCUUGAAACGCGCACCAGUUCCGAUUCCACACCGAUCGAAGCGGCAUUUUAGUCUGGAAAGCACUGUUACAGAGAGUCUAUUCCUAGUUGCGGCACGUUGUCGGGAACCCGCGACCCGUCAAAGGGCACUUCGACUUAUGCAGCUGCAUCCACGCCGCGAAGGCAUCUGCGGGACCAUGCUAGCCUUAUGUGUGGGUGAAAAGCUCAUUGAAGUCGAAGGGACAGCCUGCAAAGCCGCGCCACCAGGGUCAUGUGCCGAUGGGCGAUGGGUAUGUGCCAACCAUCGUGUGGUAGUUCUGCGGUUUGCGGAUCUCACUGAGCGGAAAAUUUCCGUUGAGAUGAUAACCCGGGGUGAAGUCACGCAGGGUCUACCAGGCAAACGGUUCGUAUUUCACAAGACCUGGUAG